Molecule: messenger RNA, 779 nt
Organism: Melospiza georgiana
Lineage: Eukaryota; Metazoa; Chordata; Aves; Passeriformes; Passerellidae
Gene: MRPL12
Product: mitochondrial ribosomal protein L12
Exons: 4
Coding region: 1-606 (201 amino acids)
Biological process (GO): translation; mitochondrial transcription
Cellular component (GO): mitochondrial large ribosomal subunit; ribosome
Molecular function (GO): structural constituent of ribosome
Source: RefSeq, a predicted model, not a curated record
AUGCUGCCCGCCGCGCUGCCCGCCGCCCGCCGGGCGCUGCUCCCGCGGCCCCCGCUGCUCCCGCUGCCGCUCCGGCCGCCGCCGCCGCGCCGCGGGGCCCCCGCCGGGCUGCGGGCGCUGGGCACCGGCCCCGCGCGGCGCUCGGAGGCGCUGGCCGGGGCGCCGCUGGACACGGCCGCCAAGGAGUACUCGCCCAAGGUGCGGCAGCUGGUGCGGGACAUCGCGGGGCUGACGCUGCUGGAGGUGGCCGAUCUCAACGCGCUGCUCAAGGAGACGCUGAAGAUCCCGGACGUGGGGGUGAUGCCCGCGGCCGCCGCCGCCUCCCUGCUGCCCGCCCAGGCGGCUCCGCAGGAGGAGGAGGAGGAGGUGGUCCCGCUCAAGAAGGAGAAAACUCAUUUCACCGUCCGGCUGACCGAGUUUAAAGCCGCUGACAAGGUGAAGCUGAUCAAGGAGGUGAAGAACUUCGUGCCCGGAGUGAACCUGGUGCAGGCAAAGAAGCUGGUGGAGUCCCUUCCGCAGGAGAUCAAGGCCAACGCCUCCAAGGAGGAAGCAGAGAAGAUCAAAGCAGCGCUGGAGGCAGCAGGAGGGACUGUUGUUCUGGAGUAGGCUCGCCGUGGAGGGACUGGUGCUGCAGCUGCUGCCCCGGCCGGGCUCUGGACCUUUCCCAGUGCACAGUGGGAGCACUCUCCCAGAGAAUGCUGUACGGUUGGGCAGAGCUGCUGCCUCUGCCAUCACCAUGAACUCUACCUUAUAAAUACCCAAAAAAACCUGUACAAUGA